Messenger RNA from Cryptococcus deneoformans JEC21, 2526 nucleotides. RefSeq names its product helicase, putative. The record is from RefSeq and is a predicted model, not a curated record. Gene Ontology annotation, biological process: ribosome biogenesis. The transcript has 6 exons. The coding region runs from base 23 to 2293 and encodes 756 amino acids. NCBI's taxonomy places the organism in Eukaryota, Fungi, Basidiomycota, Tremellomycetes, Tremellales, Cryptococcaceae. Gene Ontology annotation, molecular function: preribosome binding; RNA binding; ATP hydrolysis activity. Gene Ontology annotation, cellular component: nucleus.
AGCCGGCCAGCGCAGAGACACGAUGAGCGGGCUUCCCUCCCUCAAUGCGGGCAUCACCGCCGCCUGGAACACGAGCGCCCCGCCCCAGAAGAAGCGGACACGGCGGGCGAUCCCCCUCAACGACCUGCCCGCCCCGGCGUCCCCCCUCGACGACUCCCCCGCCCCAGCGACCCCCGCCGCCCCCCCGAGGAGGAAGAGACCGCGGGCCGCCCCGUCUGUGAUCGCCGCAAAGUACGCGCCGCCCGACCUCGACCUCGGCGCACUCGGCGGGCUCCAGCCGCAGAUCACCCAGCUGCUCGAAAUCGCCGCCCUCGCCCUCUUCCACCCCGAGAUCUACCUCCACACCGGCGUCCCCCGGCCGAAGGGCGUCCUGCUCCACGGCGUGCCCGGCGGCGGCAAGACGCAGCUCGUGAGAUGCCUAGCGGGCGAGCUGAAGCUGCCCUUCAUCUCCGUGUCCGCACCCUCCAUAGUGUCCGGCAUGUCGGGCGAGUCGGAAAAGACUCUGCGAGACACCUUUGACGAAGCCAAGAAAGUCGCGCCAUGUAUCCUCUUCCUGGACGAAGUCGACGCCAUCACGCCCAAACGUGAAAACGCCCAACGGGAAAUGGAGCGCCGUAUCGUGGCUCAGCUCCUGACAUGUAUGGACGAUCUCGCGGCGAGCGAAGAGCCCGUCAUCAUCAUCGGCGCGACGAACCGGCCUGAUUCUCUGGAUCCCGCGCUGCGACGAGCGGGCAGGUUUGACCACGAGAUUGAGAUGGGUGUGCCCUCGCAAGAGGGUCGAGAACAGAUCCUCAAAGUACUCUGCUCCAAGCUGCGUCUCUCGGGCGACGUCGAUUUCCGCCAACUCGCAAAGGCCACCCCAGGCUACAUUGGCGCAGAUCUGACCGCGCUCACCACCGAAGCAGGUAUCAUUGCCGUCAAGCGCAUCUUUGAUAGCGGUUUCGGUAUCGGUAGUGGUACCGAUACCCCUCAUGACAGCGAACAAGGGACCGUCCCCGAACCCGAUGGUGCAGGUAUGGAAGCCAUGGCGAUUGACGACCGCUAUACACCUUUUGCCAACCUGCCCGACGACGUCAAGGAGACGCCCAUCGCCAAAUUCCUCAUGUCCCAUCCAACCGCCUUGACUUCCGACCAGCUGUCCACCAUCUCCCUCACCCCCGCCGACUUUCUUGCCGCAUUAAAGAUCGUCCAGCCUUCGGCCAAGCGUGAAGGUUUCGCCACCAUCCCCGACGUCACCUGGUCUGAUAUCGGCGCGCUCAGUCAGACCCGAGAUGAACUGCACAUGGCCAUUGUGCAGCCUAUACGGCACCCGGAACUGUUUAGCGUCGUGGGUAUCGAUGCGCCAAGUGGUGUCCUGCUUUGGGGACCCCCUGGCUGUGGUAAGACACUUUUAGCCAAGGCAGUCGCGAAUGAGAGUCGAGCAAACUUUAUCUCCGUCAAGGGCCCAGAGUUGCUCAACAAGUAUGUUGGCGAGAGUGAAAGGGCGGUGAGGCAAGUAUUUGCUCGGGCACGAUCAUCUUCCCCCUGUGUCAUCUUCUUUGACGAGCUGGACGCUCUCGUGCCCCGUCGAGACGAUUCUAUGUCUGAAUCCUCGGCAAGAGUAGUCAACACGCUCCUUACCGAACUCGACGGUCUUGAUGCUCGUAAAGCCGUCUAUGUCAUCGGCGCCACUAACCGUCCGGACAUGAUCGACCCCGCCAUGGUCCGACCCGGUCGUCUCGACAAACUCCUCUACGUCGACCUGCCUUCACCUUCCGAACGUUUCGAAAUCCUCAAGACCCACACCAAGAAGACGCCGAUCAACGAGGAUUCAUGGCAAGCGAUCAAGGAAAUCGUCGCUUCCGACAAGUGCGAUGGCUUUUCCGGUGCGGACAUUGCGGCGCUCGUGAGGGAAGCUGCCACGCUCGCACUCCGAGCCGCUUUGGAGAGUAUAGGCGCAUUCGAAACACCGGCAGAGGCCGAGCCGGAAGGGAUCGAGCGAAAGACGGAUUCCGUCAGGGUCACAGCUGAACAUUUUGCCCAUGCAGCACAAAAGACGUUACCGAGUGUCUCCAGGGAGCAGAGAUUAAAGUAUGAGAGGAUGAGGGACAAGUAUGCGGGUGUGCCUACCAGAGGGAGAAGGCAGCGAGAGGCUGAGGCUGAAGCUGCUUCUGUUGCUGCUGCUGCCGCCGCCAAGUUAGCAAGUGCCGGUGGAGCGGGAACGGAGGCCAGGGUGGAAGGAGAAGGGAUGGAUGUUGAUGAGAUGGGCGGGGCGAGAGGAGGAGGUGUGAAAGAAAAGGCGUUUGUCGCUUAGAUUUUAUCGUUGGUUAUUAUAGUUUACUACCCUACCGCUUUGCAUUUAGUCUCUCGAUCCUUUGUGCAUGUGCCAGGCCGAUGGAAAGGGUAUCCAUCCCGCCUCCGACUUCCCACGCAUCCGUCGGGGCUGGCAUCAUCGAUCGUUGAAAAGUGAAUGCUCGGCUGCGCCAGUUGUGAGCGGUAAAAUGUGUUCAGGAGCUAUGCAUGCCGUACCGUCCCUAUGCAACCCUU